AAGUUCCUUAUAUCACUCUUCCCUUCUUGAAGGACCCUUCUCUUGGCCUUUACAGAACUCUCCUGGUUUUCCUCCUGCCCACUGCCCACUCCUUCUCUGCCUCCCUUUCCUGGUGUCUUCUCUGCUUGAUCAAACAUAUUGUGGGGCUUCAAUGCUCGGUCCUGGGACAGCUCCUUUCUUAUUUAUCUAUUCUCUUAUUAGGUAUCUCCAGCACAAUAGUUUUAAGUACCACUUAUAAGUUAUAACUUAUAACCUAUAAGUUAAUGCCUUCCAAGGGUAUUCAGUGAGUCCUAAUUUCUUUGAAUCUCAGACUUUAUAUCCACCUGCUUACUUGACAUCUUCGAUUAGAUAUCUAAGAAAUGUCUCAGAUUAGCCUGUACAAAUUAAAACAAAGCCAAAAGCAAAAAUCUCUCCAGUUCCCAUUUCACUUCUCCCAGUCCAAGUCUUUUCUUUCUUUCGUCUUCUCAGUAAAUGGCACUGCCAUUCACUGAUUGCUCAAGCUCCAAAUUUAGAUGUCAUACUUGAUUCUUCUUCCCCCCUCACUUUCCUACAAUCAGUUCAUAAAGAAAAGUCUCAUUGACUCUAUUUCUAAAAGCAUGUCCUUUAUGCAUCUACUUCUAUUCCCACUCUUAGCACACCUGCCCUCAGCUUUCUCCUGGGCCACCACAGUAACCUUUGAAGUGGUUUCCCUGCUUCCACUCUUGUCCCCUGUAGUCUGUCCAACACUCAUUUAUGUACAUGUUGAUUACUGCUGACCAACGGUGGGUCAGGGACUGACAUGUAGUGGGUACUGGGAUAUUCUCACGAAGAAGGCCAGGUGGUUUUGGGGCAUCUUCAGCCUGCAAGCCUCAUCCAGGGCCUGGGACUGGCCACCCUGCUUAGGCCUUUCUAAAGAAGCCCGGCCCAGCCAUACUAGGACAGUCGCAGAAUCAAUCUAGGGUGUUCUGUUCCUGCUUCUUUCAGACUGUUUCCCGCACCACUUCUCACUUUGCCCCUCUUGGUUUCCCAAGUUUCCAGGCUUUGACCCUCUUCCUUCCAUGACCGCUGAUGUUGACUCAGUUUGGACUCUCACUUGGCUUUUGCCUUGGCUGGUCUUGAGGACUUUCAUUCUGGUGCCCUUUCAUUGGCCCCAUCACAGGGUGAAGGUCGCUGAAUCUCUGCACCUUCCCUGGUCUCCACUGAGUGCGCCUCUCUACAGUAAGAAGGGCUAUUGGAUGUGCGCCUUAUACAGGAAGGAGCACAUCUUAACCACUGAGGGUCUCCAGGAUGAGUGUCAGUACCUCCUUCAGCCGCAGCUGAUUGUCCGGCGUUUACUGGACGUUGCUGUGCUGGUGCCUGGCCGUCCCUCAGAGCAAACCCUCUCCCCCCACAAUCGCUCAGCCCUAUACAAGGUCUUUGUGCCCAGCUUCACUUACAGGGUUUCAGCACAGUUGGUGUGUGUGGGGGGCCGAGGGGCAUCCGCCUGCCCCCUGACACUUCGCCUACGUCCCAAGGCCCCACCCCUGCACAACUCAAGCUCUGUGGCAUGUGGAGGUGCCUCGGUAUGCCAGCUGGAGCUAGCGCUGCCCCCCUGGGGGCGCUGGGUCUACGUGCGUGUGGAGACACCGUCCCGGGGCUCUGGCAGGACCAUCCGCUUCCAGCUGUGUGUGCGGUUGCAAGAGUGCCCGAAGCCCAACCUGUCUCGGGCCCUGGCCCCUGGAGCUGCCAUGAACAUGCCCCAGUCACUGGGCAACCAACCAUUGCCCCUAGAGCCGCCAUCCCUUGGUGCCCCCGUGGAAGGGCCUGGGGCCACAUCUCCACCUGAGCACUGCUGGCCAGUGCGCCCGACUCUGCGCAAUGAGCUGGACACCUUCUCCGUCCACUUCUACAUCUUCUUUGGCCCCAGUGUGGCCCUCCCCCCUGAGCGCCCUGCUGUGUUUGGCCUGAGGCUGCUGCCGGUGCUGGACAGUGGAGGUGUCCUUAGCCUGGAGCUCCAUCUCAAUGCGAGCUCCCUGCGCCAGGAAAAUGUGACCGUGUUUGGAUGCCUGACUCACGAGGUGCCUUUGAGCCUGGGGGAUGCAGCAGUGACUUGUUCCAAAGAGUCCCUUGCUGGCUUCCUCCUCUCAGUCAGCGCCGCGUCCAGAGUGGCCAGGCUGCGAAUCCCGUUCCCACAGACCGGGACGUGGUUCCUGACCCUCCGCUCCCUGUGCGGGGCCGGGCCUCGGUUUGUGCGGUGCCGGAACGCCACUGCCGAGGUGCGGCUGCGCACCUUCCUGUCCCCGUGUGUGGACGACUGCGGGCCCUACGGCCAGUGCAAGCUGCUGCGCACGCACAACUACCUGUACGCGGCCUGCGAGUGCAAGGCCGGGUGGCGGGGCUGGGGCUGCACCGACAGCGCGGAUGCGCUCACCUACGGGUUCCAGCUGCUGUCCACACUCCUGCUCUGCCUGAGCAACCUCAUGUUUUUGCCACCCGUGGUCCUGGCCAUUCGGAGCCGGUAUGUUCUGGAAGCUGCUGUCUACACCUUCACCAUGUUCUUCUCCACGUUCUAUCAUGCCUGUGACCAGCCAGGCAUUGUGGUUUUCUGCAUCAUGGACUACGAUGUGCUACAGUUUUGUGAUUUCCUGGGCUCCUUAAUGUCCGUGUGGGUCACUGUCAUUGCCAUGGCUCGUUUACAGCCUGUGGUCAAGCAGGUGCUGUAUUUGCUGGGGGCUAUGCUGCUGUCCAUGGCUCUGCAGCUUGACCGGCAUGGACUCUGGAACCUGCUUGGACCCAGUCUCUUCGCCCUGGGGAUCUUGGCUACAGCCUGGUACGCAGCGUCCGCCGCCGGCACUGCUAUCCACCCACAUGGCGCCGCUGGCUUUUCUACCUGUGCCCUGGCAGCCUUAUUGCAGGCAGUGCCAUCCUACUCUAUGCUUUUGUGGAGACACGAGACAACUACUUCUACAUUCACAGCAUUUGGCAUAUGCUCAUCGCUGGCAGUGUGGGCUUCUUGCUGCCCCCUCGUGCCAAGACUGACCACCGGGUUCCAUCUGGAGCUCGGGCCCGGGGCUGCGGCUACCAGCUGUGCAUCAAUGAGCAGGAGGAGCUGGGCCUUGUGGGCCCAGGAGGGGCCCCUGUCAGCAGUAUCUGUACCAGCUGAGAGAGGCUUUGAGUCUGGCCUUUGGAACAUGAACCGUUCCCAGGGCACAAAGAGCCCUUCCUGGGUUUUUCCAGGCAGUGCGUGCGGAGCUUUCCCAGGGAUGAGAGACAAGUUGUGUUUCUUGAGGACUUGGUGUCUUCCUUAACGUGGAACUCUUCCAGGGACCUGGCACACUUCCUGAAGAUUGGAGCCAUCCUGCAUCCAUUGAGUCUUUCAGGGCUGUAGCCUGUGCAGGGCCUCAGAGCCCCUAAGGACCAGCAGUCCCUCCUAGGGCGUGGAGCCCCUCCCAGGGAUACGGAGCCCUCCUGAGGACAUGGAUUCCUUCCUGGGGAGACAAAGCCCUCCCAGGACAUGGCAUCAUUCCUGAGGAAGUGGAGUCCAUUUUGGGGAAACGGAGUCGCCAGAUCUUCCAGCAGCUCAGCAACUCUGGCCUCAGGCCUCCUUCCCAGAAGCAGCAUCUGUGCUGGGCUGUGCUGGGAGGGGACAUGCAGGACAGAUGGGACUGGGACUAGGGCUGGUAUCUUGAGUUGAUGCAGGUGGAGUCUGGUGUGUCUCCAAUGAAGUAUUUGCUGGUUC
Myotis myotis is the source of this 3697-nucleotide messenger RNA. RefSeq names its product transmembrane protein 8B (gene TMEM8B). The record is from RefSeq and is a predicted model, not a curated record. Gene Ontology annotation, cellular component: plasma membrane. Bases 1038 to 3266 code for a protein of 742 amino acids. The transcript is spliced from 11 exons. Lineage: Eukaryota; Metazoa; Chordata; Mammalia; Chiroptera; Vespertilionidae.